This is a messenger RNA of Manihot esculenta (cassava), 2351 nucleotides long. RefSeq names its product putative recombination initiation defects 3. Bases 99 to 1322 code for a protein of 407 amino acids. Gene Ontology annotation, biological process: meiotic DNA double-strand break formation; chromosome organization involved in meiotic cell cycle; microsporogenesis. Gene Ontology annotation, cellular component: nucleus. NCBI's taxonomy places the organism in Eukaryota, Viridiplantae, Streptophyta, Magnoliopsida, Malpighiales, Euphorbiaceae. The record is from RefSeq and is a predicted model, not a curated record. The transcript has 12 exons.
UGCUCGCAACGUCUCUCUCUCUCAUUCUAAGAAGUUGAAACGAUUGUAUCUUUCAAUUUUCUCUGCCAUUGAAACCUAAGGUUUAGUUCGCCUUUGAAAUGAAGUUGAAGAUCAACAAAGCCUGCGAUCUCAACUCUAUUUCGGUCCUUCCUCAUCAAUCAAGGAGAAUGAGUGUUAUACCAACUGGACUACAAACAUCACAGCUUAGAUCUCAACCAUCACAGCAAUCGUUUUCACAGGGGAUUUCAUCGCAGCAUGGCAUGUUUUCUCAGCUCUCUCAGACCUCUUUUGAUGAAGCUGUGACAAAUGACCAGAGAUUUAAUUCACAAGAGCGAGAGAACUCUGUCAAAAAGACAGCUUGCUUGCCCUUAGUUAGCUAUGCGCGUGAAGAGAGUCAAGUGCCAAUCUCAAGAUCCACUACCAAUCUAAUGCGCAAAUGGAAUCCCGUAUCUGUUCCAGAUAGUAAAUGUCAGAUAAAUGAAGAGCUUGAGCACCGGAUUGGAAUGCUGGAAACUUCAUUAAAUAAGUUCGGAAAGAUCUUGGGUGCUGUGCAGAGUGAUGUCAUGCAAGUAAAUAAGGGAAUGAAAGAAGUAUCACUGGAGAUGGAAGGCAUACGGCAGAAGUUGAUUGUCCUUGACGCCUCACUGCAGCUAAUGAUCAAGGGACAAGAAGAUACUAAAUUUAGCCUCGAUGGGAACUUGAAAUCUAUAUCUGAUCAACUGUGCAAGGAUAUAUAUCAAGAAAAACUACAGGAGAUUUUCUCGGUGCUCUCUGCCCUGCCAAAGCAAAUGGAAGCUUUGCUGCUGAAAUCACAAAAUGCCCUCUGCAUGACCUUCAACAAAGUGACGCAGGCAACGACUUGCAACUUGAAAACUCCCAACCAAAAUAGCCCGUCGAUUACUGUGCUUUUACCAAAGGUUACUGGACGUUAUACCACUCCACAAAGAAAGCUGAAGCCCCUUAGCAAUCCAGCCAUGCCUUCAAAGCUCUGUAGGCAAACAACGGUGCGUCCAAAGAUAGAAAUGGGAGAAUGGAACACUGUGAGGCCGGAACAAGAUACAAUCAGGCAAAGGGCAUCCCACAAGGAACAAACGUCCAAACGAGUUUCUUCUUUUCAAAAGUCCACUGUGCAGGAAAAACAAUGUAGUUUUAUCAUCGAAUCAGAUGAGGAUAUUGAUGGAGGUUUUUCAUGCUUUAUGGAUGAGAAUAAAACAGGCAUUGGGAACUACCUGAUUGAUGAAGCAACAGAAGAGUCUGAGCUUAUUCUGAGAAAAGCAAGGAGGAGAAAGAGAAAGCACUGUAACCCAAUAGUUAUUAAUUGAAGUUGUGCAGAUGGAGAUUUCUCUCUUAUCAUAAAGCAUCAAAGGGUUUGAAGGAAUUUCUGCCAAUACUCCUAAUUCAGUGUUAUGAGCUUUCAUUAGUUUAAUCAUUUUUCCCCACAACCACGCUCUCUCAGAUCUUAAGCAUUAGGCACCAAAAUAUCUGUGAUACAUUUGCAAUUAUCAGAGGCAUAACCAUGUGAGCAGGAAGAAAGGUGAUUUUCUUUAUCAUGUCCUUGAUAGUCCUUUUUCAUUUAAAUUUCUUUCCUUGAGUGACACUGUUUCACAAGCUAAAAUUCAUUCACACCCGUUCGGAUUAAGAAAGUUUUUAAAAUUUUAAUUUGUCUUUUUAUUAAUUUCAGGAUUAAAUUUUAUUUUUUCAACUUUAAUAAUUUUCUUCUAAAAAUUAAAAAUUAUUAUAUUAAGGAAAUCCUUUUAUUUAUCCUAAACAGCUAUUUAAUAAAGGAGGGAAAAUGACAACUUAAAAGGUGUUGGAGAAUAAUCACCAAUGCUUAAUUCGAAUCACUAUCAAUAAACACUAAAUAGUGCAUAUUGUGCGCCUAAAACGAAAACAUAAAUGUCAAUUAGCAGUACAUGAAUAAUUGCACGCAUGCUUAAAAGACAUUAAAAGUGGGGACGACUAGACAAGAUAGGCUUUAUCAUUGGCACUUGCACGCAUACAGUUGGGUCUGUCUCUAAGGAAAGGAGCCUAUCUUGUCAGUUGAAAAUUUUCUCUUUGGGCCCAUCAUCAUGUGGCAAUUCAAAGCCCAAUUACGCCUUUCGUUGGGAACAAUACCGGGAACAGCUUAAAUCAUGCGGUGGCCUGCGCGAUAACAAUCCCGAGGCUCUCCUGCUCGUAAAUCACCGUUUUAAUAAUCAGCCGGAAGCCCUCUAUUCUUUUUAAUUGGUGCAAUAUAUACUCCUAUAGGCGACGGUAUACAUUUUUAUUUUAUUUUAUUUUAUUUCUGCAGAAGUUAAAAUUUAGGAUAUUGUAGUGGACAGGAUCUCAAGCUAUAGUGAGUGAGAUUCAUA